AUGGCAGUAUCACCCCUAGAUGGGCUUCUAGCGACAUUCGAUCGUCACAUCGACUCGCGCUCGUCCGCCGCUUCCUUGGCUGUUGCCGGUCCAUCCUCACGUAAUCUUAGACGCAAUGAUCUCCGCAACCUGAUCAAUGGCUCCUCCGCCAUUCCCAGUACUUCUUCCGUACAACCUCAGCUGUCACCUCUUGAGCGAGCGAUACACUACCAAGUCGAAAAUCGCCGACAUGCCCUUGACCGCAAGCAAAAGGAGCUCGACUUCUGGGAAACGUACGAGAAUGAGCUUGCGGAUACACCAAUGAAGAUGCCUACGAGCAUAGCGGCAUUGGAGCGACAGAUAGCGGACAAGAAACAGAGGCUGAGAGAGCUGCAAGGGCAAAGCAGGUUGAGAGUGGAGACGGCGAGAGCGUUAGAGUCUAGUGCGGUGAUUCAAAAGCUUCUUUCUACCACAUCACCGACAGCAAAAGGGAAGAAAGGGGACAGCGGAGAAGAGGAGACCGAGGAAAGCAAGAGGUAUGCAUCAACAAGAAACUUGUUGGAGGUGAGAGAUGACCAGGCUCUGGAGUUCUUGAAGAUCUUCAAUGAGAUCAGGGAGGUUAAGAAGGAGAGAGUGACGGUGAAGGCACGAAUCAGAGAACAACGACUGGAGACACUGAAGCUCUUGGAAACGAUCAAAGGAAUCAAAGCGGACAUUCGCAAUCGUCAACUGCAUCCUUCGUCAGGUGGAAGGCAGCAGGAUUCGGAUGGAUCACAAGACAUCGCGAUUGUGCAAAAGGUUCAACAGAUGCAAAGGGAGAUCAACGAAGCAAGAUCCAAGAAGGAGCUUGUAAAGGGUAUUCUACGUGGAUUGAUUCUGGAAUCGGGACGGGACUGGACCAAGAGCACAGCGACAAGAGGGUUGAUGCUGUCGCUGGCCGAUGAGGAUGAUGCCUCCGAUGAUGCGUUCGGCGAGGACGAGGAGGAAAGGGAAGAAGGCGAUGACGACGAGGAAGAUGAGGAGAUCGACGAAGAUGACGAAGUUGAACACUUGCAAGACGAAUAG
Ustilago hordei is the source of this 1044-nucleotide messenger RNA. RefSeq lists its product as uncharacterized. The coding region runs from base 1 to 1044 and encodes 347 amino acids. The transcript has 2 exons. The record is from RefSeq and is a predicted model, not a curated record. NCBI's taxonomy places the organism in Eukaryota, Fungi, Basidiomycota, Ustilaginomycetes, Ustilaginales, Ustilaginaceae.